Messenger RNA from Paramecium pentaurelia, 1197 nucleotides. NCBI's taxonomy places the organism in Eukaryota, Ciliophora, Oligohymenophorea, Peniculida, Parameciidae. The record is from the annotation of a GenBank genome assembly.
AUGAGUUAGAUCAACGAGUCUCUAAUUGAAGCACCCUUAAAAUCCUUACUUGAAGAUGUAAUAUAUCGUAAUAAUAGAAGAUAUUAUUCUACUUGGAAGGUUAUUUGGAAGGCUAGAGUGACUUAAAGAUAAUUGAAAAUCAAUUAAAAGAUUAUGAUACAUUGCCUGGACUAGUUUAAAUUAUUGGUACUGUAUUCAAGACUUUGAUGAGGAAGGUUGAGAAAAAGAUGUCCUUUCUGAAAUUUAAUCUAAAUGAUAAUAGUUUUAAUCAAAGUUAUCAUGCAGGAGAGGAGUAUGAAAAAUUGGAGCAAAUUAUACAAAAAUAUGAAGCAGAGAUAAGAGGACAUAUUAGUGUAACAAAAGUAUGUUUAAUCCUUAUAGAUUGAAUAAUAGCUUAAGCUUUUUAAUGAUAGUUUGCUAUAAGAGAUAGAAGAUCUAGAUAAGUCCCAUAAAGAAACAAUUGAAUAAUUAAAUAAAAAAAUUGAUGUAUAUGGUUUUAAUUUGAAAUUUAGACAUUAAAAAAAGAUCUAGGAAAGUCUACUGAGAGUUAUCGAUAAUUGAUUAAGGAGAAAGAAUAAUUAAGAGAGUCAGUAGAUUAUCAACAUAUACUACAUACAGAUAGUGAAGUAAAUGGAAGAAUUAAAGAUAAAAAGUAAUUUAAAUUAAAUUUAUUAGCUUUGUUAUUCAGAUCACAGAUUUAAAAGAGUUGACUAUAGUAGUGAAUAUCCAGCAUCGAUUGCUAAUCUACAUCUUUAAAAUUCUAUCAGACAAUCUCCACCUUUGAAAUCAUAAUCUCAACAUCAAAAAUGUGGUAAAUUUAAUAACUAAAUUCAACGUCGUAGUAGUAUCCAAGAAUAGGAUUUAUAUGCAAAAUAUAACCAAAAACUCAAAUAACAUUCUUAAUCUAUCACUUAAAGAUCUUAGAUAAUUUAAGCAAGUCAAUAUUUAAUCAAGGGAGGGAUUGCAAAUAAUUCAUAGAACACAAAAAAAAACACAAUAAAUGCAAUUUUUGAUAUUUGUAAUGCCUAAAAAUAAAAAUCUUCCUAAAGAAAUAAAAGUUAGGGUAACAAUUCGAAGUAAGGAGGAAGUAAUUCUUAAAACCCUAUAAAUUCAAAUCAUAAAACAGGACCACAUAAAAUGAUUACAGAUACUUCAAAAACUAAUGAAGCCAUUUAAAGAUUAUUAAAACUUAAGUGA